AUGUUUGUGUGGAUACAGAUCGCGGUGCUGUGCCUGGUGGCUUGUGCGGCGGGCGGAAGCGUGCGCGAGAAGCGCGGCUUCCUCGGCGGGCUGCACUCCGUGGGCGACGGCUACUCCGGCUACGGCGGUGUCUCUGCCUUAGGCGGCAUCUCUGACAUAGGCGGCUACGCCGCGCCCGCGGCUCAAGUGGUCUCCGUCAACAAGGUCGUCAACGUGCCCAGAGUUGUGAGCGUCCCACAAGUAGUCAGAGUAAACAAGGUCGUCUCUGUGCCCCAAGUUGUGUCCGUUAACAAAGUAGUAUCCGUCCCCAGCUACUCUGUCGGUUACAACGGUGGAUACGGCGGUGGCUACGGUGGUGGAUUAGGCGGCGGUUUAGGAAGUGGGCACGGCUACUCCGCCGGUGGUUACUCCAGUGGCUGGUGGUGA
Molecule: messenger RNA, 426 nt
Organism: Parnassius apollo (apollo)
Lineage: Eukaryota; Metazoa; Arthropoda; Insecta; Lepidoptera; Papilionidae
Source: the annotation of a GenBank genome assembly